Messenger RNA from Penicilliopsis zonata CBS 506.65, 1110 nucleotides. RefSeq lists its product as hypothetical. The record is from RefSeq and is a predicted model, not a curated record. Gene Ontology annotation, molecular function: 3-deoxy-7-phosphoheptulonate synthase activity. The transcript is spliced from 3 exons. Lineage: Eukaryota; Fungi; Ascomycota; Eurotiomycetes; Eurotiales; Aspergillaceae. Bases 1 to 1110 code for a protein of 369 amino acids. Gene Ontology annotation, cellular component: cytoplasm. Gene Ontology annotation, biological process: aromatic amino acid biosynthetic process.
AUGUCUUUCUUCAUUGAGAAUCCCAACGUGGGCAACCACGACAACCUCGAAGAUGCGAGAAUUCGUGGCUAUAACCCUUUGACCCCUCCCAACCUCCUGCAACAUGAGAUCGCGAUGAGCGAAAUCUCGAAACAGACCGUCCUGGAUGGCCGUAAGGAGGCAGCUGCGAUCGUCAACGGCACCGACAACACACGCCUUCUGGUGGUCAUUGGACCCUGUUCCAUCCAUGACCCCGAUAUGGCGCUGGUGUACUGCGAUCGACUACUGCAGCAGAAGGCCAAAUACAAGGACGAGUUGCUUAUCGUCAUGCGCUCCUACCUAGAGAAGCCUCGCACUACUGUUGGCUGGAAGGGUCUGAUCAACGACCCUGACAUUGAUAACAGCUUCAAGAUCAACAAGGGUCUGCGCACCUCCCGUCAGCUUUUCGUUGACCUUACUGGCAAGGGCAUGCCUAUCGCCAGUGAAAUGCUCGAUACCAUUUCCCCCCAGUUUCUUGCGGACUGUCUUUCUGUCGGUGCUGUCGGUGCUCGUACCACCGAGUCCCAGGUCCAUCGCGAACUUUCCUCCGGUCUGUCUUUCCCUGUCGGUUUCAAGAAUGGUACCGACGGCUCCUUGGACGUGGCUGUGGAUGCCAUCGGUGCCGUUAACCAUCCUCACCACUUUCUUUCAGUCACAAAGCCCGGGCUGGUCGCCAUCGUCGGAACUGUCGGCAACCCCGAUUGCUUCGUGAUCCUGCGCGGAGGAAAGAAGGGCACCAACUAUGAUGCCGAGAGCAUUAAGGAGGCUAAGGAGAAGCUGACCCAGAAGGGUCUCAAGCCUCGUCUUAUGGUCGACUGCAGCCAUGGCAACUCCCUUAAGGACCACAGAAACCAGCCCAAGGUUGCGGCCGUCCUGGCCGAACAGAUUACCGCUGGCGAGACUGGCAUCAUGGGGGUGAUGAUUGAAAGCAAUAUCAAUGAGGGCAGCCAGAAGGUUCCUCCCGAGGGCAAGGCGGGUCUUAAGUACGGAGUCAGUAUCACCGAUGCCUGCAUUGGCUGGGAGGAUACCGAGUCCGUUCUCGAGCUCCUGGCCAAGGCUGUUCGCGCUCGGAAGGAAAAGAUCGGCAAUUAG